Molecule: messenger RNA, 321 nt
Organism: Emericellopsis cladophorae
Lineage: Eukaryota; Fungi; Ascomycota; Sordariomycetes; Hypocreales; Bionectriaceae
Exons: 2
Coding region: 1-321 (106 amino acids)
Source: RefSeq, a predicted model, not a curated record
AUGCGUCUUCUCGAGCCGCAGUUCAGCUUAUACCCCUGGUUAAUGCAUCCCGCGUCGGAGGUUAAUUCCGAGCCUUCGGAAACCCUCCCUACGACCACUGUCGAGGCGCCAGCCAAAGAGCCCACCGCAGAGCCUGCCGCAGAGCCCGACAACGAGCAAGGCGACGCCCCCGAGCAGGGCAAUGGAAAUGGCAAGGACAACACGGACGACGGAGCCGUAGUCGACAAGCCCGACUUUUGCAUCCGCCGUCAUCAUAUGAAGAAGCACAGCCGCGCGUUCAGACACGGACGCCGCCACCACCACCACCACCACCGUUGCUAA